GAAAGGUCAUGUGGUCCCAUGCGUAAUUCCUGAAUUUCAUCAGGAUCCGACUUCCGGAUCCGGAAAUAUAGGGUAAAGUGUGUUAAAAAUUGUAUACCAUCACUGAAAAGGACGAAAAACCGUAAAAAGUUUUCUAAAUCGACCUCAAAUCUUCUCCAAUUAAUAGUUUUUUAUCAGCAGACGGUCAAACAGACCGAUUUCGGUUAUUGUUUUUAGGAAUCGAAGAAAAUUAUUUUGAAGAAUAUAACAGUAUUAUAUAUGAUAGUAUGAUUGAUAUGAGAAAGGCAUCAUUACACCACUAGGUGGAUUAAAACAGGUUUUAUUGCAUUGCUUCAUAGAGUCGAAGCAAAGAUAUUGUAUUACAAUUCGUUGAUUGAAAGUCGAGCAAUCAGCCAAAUAACAUAGCGACUUUGAUCUGAUUUUUUAAGCUAAGCGAAAUUCAUGCUCUCUGUUCGGCGGACAAAAACUUCCGCGGCGAAGCGACCCGCUCCCAUCGUCAACAACUUUUGAUUUACUUUUCUUACAUACUUUGUCGAACGUGAAUAAAUUACGAUUUAAAAUCAAUAACAAAUUCUCAUGUAUAAAAUAUUUUGCCAUCAGAUCGAUAGGAGCAAUUUUUUCCAUCUUGAUUCACUUUUCUUCCCCAUUUGGGACGGUUCUGACGGAGACUAACCUUGCAACAUCAGCACGGAUAAGGCUUGAGUAGCUGUAAAUGUUUGUCAAGAAAAUAGCAGUAUGCAAACAUUCUCGUCCCUUUCCGUACCUUACACAGUGUGUAACACCUUCAUCCGGCUGAAGAAGACGAAGCUUUUGAUGGCUGUUCGAGCGUCGGAAAGUGCCAUCAGAGUUCAUUCAAAUAAAACACCACAAACGCUAGUCACUCUUCCUAAUAAACAAUCUACAAAACGGAAUGAAAAACUAUCCAAGAGAACUGAUUUUGCCGCGGAAACGGAGGACGGACCGAAUUUUACUGCUUGCAUUAUUAUCAACAGUUUUUUACGGUAUCAGUGAUGGUAGUAGUGCGGAGGUACGGGACUGGUGGCAGGAUACGGUGUUCUACCAAAUCUACCCACGUUCGUUCAUGGAUAGUGACGGUGACGGGAUUGGGGAUCUGCGUGGUAUCACGAUGAAACUGUCGCAUCUGGCGGAUGCUGGCAUUGGAGCAACCUGGUUGUCUCCCAUCUUCCUGUCGCCGAUGGUCGACUUUGGGUACGAUAUAGCCGAUUAUACCCGGAUUCAGCCGGAGUACGGCACGAUGGCGGAUUUCGAAGCGAUGGUCGUAGAAGCGACUCGAUUGGGAAUUAAAAUUGUGCUCGAUUUCGUACCCAAUCACAGCAGUGACCAGUGCGAGUGGUUUCAACGCUCCGCUGCCCGGGAUCCCCAGUACGAGGAUUUCUACGUGUGGCACGAUGGCAAAAAACGAACGGACGGAGCCAAUCCUGAUCCACCGAAUAACUGGCAAUCGGUCUUCUACGGCUCAGCUUGGACGUUUCAUCCGGGACGGGGCCAAUUUUAUCUGCAUCAAUUUACCAAGGAACAACCGGACCUGAACUUUCGCAAUCCGGCGGUAGUGGAGCGGAUGAAGGAAGUGAUGCGUUUCUGGCUGGCCAAAGGUGUUGCUGGAUUCCGUAUCGAUGCCGUCAAUCACCUGUUCGAGGUGGAAGACUUCCGGGACGAACCGGAGACGGGCACGGAUCGGGAUCCGCUAUCGUACGGAUUUACUCAUCACUACUAUACGAAGGAUCUGCCCGAGGUCUACGAAAUGGUGUACGAAUGGCGCAACCUGCUGGAUGACUGGAAGCUAACACACGGCGGUCCCACCCGAAUAAUGAUGACUGAAGCGUACGCCAACAUUACCUUCACGAUGAGGUACUACCGAUCGGCGGAUGGCACUCGUAGCGGGUCGCAUAUGCCGUUUAAUUUUUUGCUAAUUACCGAUCUGAAUGCGGCAUCAAGUGCACAGGAUUUUGUGUUCACGAUCAACAAGUGGCUAACCUACAUGCCUCGUGAUCAGGACGCCAACUGGGUAAUUGGAAACCACGAUCAGUCACGGGUUGGAUCGCGGUACGGCACGGAACGGAUCGAUGCGAUUAACGUGUUACUGAUGACGCUACCGGGAAUCGCGGUUACGUACUAUGGCGAAGAGAUUGGGAUGGUAGAUUAUAAGGAUAUUCCUAGGGAAUAUUUACAGGAUCCGAUGGCGGCAAAUACUAACAAAGAGCUGUACAUGGAUUUUUCGCGUGAUCCGGAGCGGACUCCUUUUCAAUGGGACGACGGCAUCGAUGCUGGAUUCUCAACGGCAAACAGGACUUGGCUGCCGGUGAACCCAAACUAUAAAUGGUUGAAUUUGAAAAUGCAACAGGAAGCGGAGAAAAGCCACUACAAAGUUUAUCAACAGUUGGUGAAGGUCAGACGACAUGAAACAUUGAGACGGGGAUCUAUCCGAUUGAUUGCCUAUAACGAUCAAAUAGUAACAUUCGUCAGGGAGUAUCGCAAUCACGACACAUUCGUUGUUAUUGUAAAUUUAGGUCCUGACCAGCAACUGGUGGAUUUGACGCUGUUUCCUCGGCUUUCAGAACAGCUGUCAGUGGUCGUGGCAUCAUCCAUUUCCAACUUCAAAGUCGGAGAUACGGUUCGCAGCGAUGGUGUUGUGGUAGGAGCUUACGAUGCCUUGGUCCUGCUUGAAAGCACGGCCAGCCAGUCUCGAUUGCCAUUCGGCAUUGCUUUUCCGCUUUCCACCGUACUACAGUCGACAAAGGACACAUUCGUAAUUGCUUCAAUAAUGAUUGCACUCACGGCCGGUUGUUACCAUUUCUAUCGCCGUGGAGGGGGAAUCGCUGCCAGGACGACUUCGUCAUCGUUUUCGUCGCCGCCGUCGCACUCCCUCGGCCGGAGUGGGUGGAUCGGUGGGCGCAAGUUUGUCUUCAGUUUGUGAAAAGUGUGUCGAGCGGUUGUUACGCGUAAUAGGGUGCAGUUUCUGGAUUGAGCGGUUUAGUACUAGUACACAAUAACAGGAUGAGGUUACACGUGGCGUUCUGGAUGAACACCUGCGGCAGGAUGUUUUUGACCUGUGCUGAUGAGGAGGAAAUGUGAGUGCCGUCAGAGUCGCGGUUCCGGAAUGGUUAGGAUACAGAGUGAGACGUAGAGGAGAACUGCGAGAAAGCGGAAAUACGGAUGUAUUUCAUCAUGGAGUGUGUUUUUGAUCGAAAAUUAAUAAAAUUUGCAAUAUGAGGGAUGUCUAUUUCUAAAUAAAAUUCUUGUAAUAAAAUUUUUAACUUUU
Molecule: messenger RNA, 3280 nt
Organism: Malaya genurostris
Lineage: Eukaryota; Metazoa; Arthropoda; Insecta; Diptera; Culicidae
Product: maltase 2-like
Exons: 7
Coding region: 911-2935 (674 amino acids)
Biological process (GO): carbohydrate metabolic process
Source: RefSeq, a predicted model, not a curated record